Messenger RNA from Dermacentor albipictus, 785 nucleotides. RefSeq lists its product as uncharacterized. The record is from RefSeq and is a predicted model, not a curated record. Lineage: Eukaryota; Metazoa; Arthropoda; Arachnida; Ixodida; Ixodidae.
UGAGGCUGAGACGAGGUGGCAUGGGCAUGCCGUAAAUGAAGGAAAUAGAAAAGAAAAGGGGAAGAAAAGAAAGUGAAAAGGUGAAAGUGACGACAGUCUCGGGUACGGCCCCCGAGAGGGCGCGCAACACGCGGCGGCUCGGCACUGGCGAUGCCGAGUGCCAGGAACACCCCCGGCGUCAGUCUCUCUCGUCCAUGCGGCGGUACACCGCACCCAGAGGUGGAGCCAGUCCGUCGGUCGACGAGGGCCGCGGCGGACUUCGGGGGUGUUUCCCGGCGUCACACCCGACUCGAGGUGGCGACUCCAGCCGCCAGGUACGUCCCCACGCUGACCGGGGCCAUCCGGACGACGCCUUCGCCACCCGGACGCGACGAGUCGGGUCCGCCGCGCGGCAGAGGCGCCACAGAUCCCAGGGGACGCAUCCUGGCGUCGCGCACGCGGAGCACGUCCCGCGCCGGCGUCUCGGUCUGCGACAUCGGUGUCAAGAAAGCGACGCACUUGUGCCGCACGCCGAGGGUCCCGGCGCCCGUCGUCGCAGCGCCAGCGGGUCCGCCGCGGGCCGCGCCGGUCGAGGGCGCGAGGCCCGCCCGCAGAGCGGACGCGUAGUCCAUUCGUCCGGCGGGCGCCCCCACCGAGCUGCCGGCGCCCGAGGGCGCGGGAACUGCACCCGCGGACGCGGCAGGGCCGCAACCAGCAGGCCCCGGGCCGGCCAUCGAAAGCGCCAUCGCCAGCCGGGCCUCGGUGGCCGCCAGUCGACCAUGCAGCUCGGCCGUCUCCCGCCGCGC